AUGAUUGAAAAUAAUCGGGAACAGUUAAUGGAGAAGAUUGAGAACAUGCAGAUUGUCCUCAAAGGAAAAUUCCUCACAGUCACUGAAGAGACCAUAAAAUCAGUGUCUGAGCACAAGAAACAAAAUUUAAACCUGGUUCUGUGUGGGAGGAGAGGAGCAGUGAAGACGUCAGCAGCCAAGGCCAUUUUAGGUCAGACUGAGCUUCAUUCAGCCUCCAACUCAUCAGAGUGUGUUAAACAUCAGGGAGAGGUGUGUGGACGUUGGGUUUCCCUGGUGGAGCUGCCUGCCUUGUAUGGAAAACCUCAGGAGGCAGUGAUGGAGGAAUCAUUCAGGUGUAUCUCCCUCUGUGAUCCUGAGGGUGUCCAUGCCUUCAUCCUGGUCCUACCUGUGGCUCCCCUCACGGAUGAAGACAAGGGAGAGUUAGAGACCAUCCAGGACACAUUCAGCUCUCGAGUCAAUGACUUCACCAUGAUUCUGUUCACUGUGGACUCAGAUCCUACAGAUCCAACUGUUGAUAACUUUGUUAAGGAAGACAAGGACAUCCAGAAGCUCCUUCAGACUUUCAGACAAAGACAUGUGGUUCUCAAUAUCAAGGCUAAACAGCAGAGGGAUAGUUUGGAGACCAUGCUUCAGACUGUGGAUAUAAUGAGCCUGUCUGAAAAGAGCAUGUGCAAACCACACUGUUAUACAGCUAUAACCUUGCUACAUGCACAAAUAGAGAAAGUCUUACAAAAAGAGAAAAUCAUUAAGACGCAACAAGAUGAAGCUAAGAAAUUGAAGAUGAACAUGAUCACAGGUGGUGAACAGAACUCAGACUGUCUCAGGAUUGUGCUGAUUGGGAAGACUGGCUGUGGAAAGAGCUCUACAGGAAACACCAUUUUAGGAAGAGAUGAGUUUACAGCUGCAUCAAGUCAAAUAUCAGUUACACAACAAUGUCAGAAAUUACACGGUGAGGUGGACGGUCUUCCUGUUGUUGUGGUCGACACUCCUGGUCUGUUUGACACAAGUUUGUCCAAUGAAGAAAUUCAAGAGGAGAUGAUGAAAUGUGUCAGUCUUCUGGCUCCAGGACCACAUGUCUUCUUGGUGGUGAUACAGGUCGGCAGAUUCACAGAAGAGGAGAAGGAGACACUGAAGCUCAUCAAGAAAUUCUUUAGGAAGGAUUCAGAAAAGUUCACCUUUGUUCUUUUAACCAGAGGAGAUGAACUGGAGCGUCAGGGAGAGUCUGUUGAUGAUUACAUCAAGAACAAAUGUCACAGUUCCUUUAAGAAGCUGAUCUCUGACUGUGGAGGAAGAUACCAUGUGUUCAAUAACUCUGAGAAACAAAACCGCACACAAGUCAGUGAGCUGAUAGCAAAGAUUGACACGAUGGUGAAGGACAAUGGAGGAAGCUUCUACACCAAUCAGAUGCUGCAAGAGGCUGAAGCAGCGAUACAGAUGAAAAUGGAGAGCAUUCUAAAGAAGAAGGAAGAAGAGAUUCAGAGAAAAUACAAUCAAGAUAUGGAAACCAUUAAGCAAACCAUGGAAAAAGAGAGGAAACAAAUGGAACAGGAGAGACAAGAAAAAGCCAAAGAACUCCAGGAAAUGGAGGAGAAAAUUAGGUUCGAACAAGAGAGAAGAAGAAAAGAAGAACAAAUUAGAAAUGAAGAAGAAAUCAAUAAGAAAAAGGAAGUAGAAAUAUAUCGAGAGAAUUUUAACAAACAGAUUGAAAUUGUGGAUAAACAAAUUCAGUCAGAAAAAGAGGAAAAGAAAAAUGUCGACAGAAAGCUGGAAGAAAGCAGAGAACAGCUGAGAAAACAACAAGAAGAGUGGGAGAAAGAACAGAAAGAAUGGUGGGAGAAACAACGACAAGAAGAAGAGACGAGACGAGAGGAAGAGCAAAAAAUCAAAGAGCUUGAAGAAAAAUACAUUUAUUGA
Messenger RNA from Pundamilia nyererei, 1914 nucleotides. Its product is annotated as GTPase IMAP family member 8-like. The transcript has 3 exons. Gene Ontology annotation, molecular function: GTP binding. The coding region runs from base 1 to 1914 and encodes 637 amino acids. Lineage: Eukaryota; Metazoa; Chordata; Actinopteri; Cichliformes; Cichlidae. The record is from RefSeq and is a predicted model, not a curated record.